This is a messenger RNA of Acanthoscelides obtectus, 1859 nucleotides long. Lineage: Eukaryota; Metazoa; Arthropoda; Insecta; Coleoptera; Chrysomelidae. The record is from the annotation of a GenBank genome assembly.
CAAUUUGUCAUUUUCUUUGCUGAUACAAAACCAAUGCCAAUUUCCUUAAACUUUCCAGCCAUCUAAUGGCUAUGAGUAGUACUUUGGUGCUAGAGAUGAGAAUUGUUACUCUGUUGCCAUAUGUUUGAAUCAUACUUCCCAUUUUGUACUACUUGGACUAGUAUUACCGACCCAAAAUACUGCAAAGAGGUUAUGUUUAGUUACGUUUUGAAAACAGCUUUUUUGAGUGUAUAUGUUUUAGGAAUUCAAACAUAAAAGUUUUCUUGAAGAUUUUCUCAGUGAAUUUAAGUUAUGUUACUGUACUUGAUUAGGAAGUAAAUCUUAAUUAUAAAACAUUAAAAUGGUUGUAGAGCAAAAAAGAAAAGCAAGCGACUUUGCUUUGGUGCCGAGUAAAAAGCCUCGAAAUGAAGUUGCUAAUAAAAGUAAUAAUAGCACUGCCUUACAACCGGUACCAGCAAGGACCUCAAACUUGUUUGCUCCUAUCAUGCUGCUUGAGGGACAUGAGGGAGAAAUAUUCACAGUAGAUUUUCAUCCAGAAGGUCAAUAUUUGGUUUCUUCAGGAUUUGACAGGAAAAUAUUCUUAUGGAGUGUGUAUGGAGAAUGUGAAAACAUCUCAGUAAUGACUGGGCACACAGGAGCUGUAACAGAACUGCACUUCACCACUGAUGGUUCACAUGUAUUCACAUCAAGCACUGAUCACACCCUAGGCCUGUGGGAUAUUGUAACUGCACAGAGGGUGAAGAAGUACAAGGGGCAUACCACAUUUGUAAACUGUGUCCAAGGGGCAAGACGUGGUCCUCAAUUAUUGUGUUCAGGGGGUGAUGAUAGCACACUCAGGUUGUGGGAUACAAGGAAAAAGCAAAAUGUGGCAACUAUGAAUACUACUUAUCAAACCACAGCUGUUAGUUUUAAUGAUGUGGCUGAUCAGAUUUUCAGUGGAGGCAUUGAUAAUGACAUCAAGGUUUGGGACCUUAGAACUAAAGAAAUCCUGUACGUCCUCAGAGGUCAUACUGACACAAUCACAGGACUUGCACUGAGUUCAGAUGGCAACUACCUGCUCAGCAAUGCCAUGGACAAUACCUUGAGAAUCUGGGACGUCCGACCACUGAGACAAGAACGUUGUGUAAAAAUCUUCAGCGGCCAUCAACACAAUUUCGAAAAGAAUCUUCUAAGAUGUGCAUGGUCACCAGAUGAUAGCAAGAUUAGUGCCGGAUCUGCAGAUCGUUUUGUUUAUGUUUGGGACACGAAUUCGAGAAGAAUAUUGUAUAAGUUGCCUGGGCAUAAUGGUAACGUCAAUGAUGUCAAGUUUCAUCCUAAUGAACCAAUAAUUGCUUCAGGUGGAAGUGACAAACAGAUAUAUCUGGGUGAAAUAGAUUAAAAGAAUGUAUGGCUUUUCAUUUGGUUCUGAUUUUUGUCAUUUUAUGAGCCAAGGUUUUAUCUUUUCUAGAUUGUUAAAGCCUUUUCUCUUUUAUGAUGUUAGUAUGCAUAAAAGUAACAUGAAAUAUGACGGAGAUCUUCCAAAAAGUUGUAUGCACUUUCAGAUUCCAUAAGUCAUUUUAAGUACAAUUGUAGUAAUUGAAUUAAUAUGUAUUUUUCGUGAAUAUUGUUUUUCAUUUCACCUCAACCAUGAUUAAGAUACCCAAGAGAAAUGUUGUGGGAUCAAAAAAGUAAAAUGCGACGACUAACAACAAAAUUAUGUAUUUUUUACAUAUUUACAUAUGGAAACAAAAAGAAGUGUUUAUUCAAAAUACAUAUAAACCUCGUAUUCCUAAAAAAUAUAGGUUUACUUACAAAAAUCACAUUGUUAUAAUGUAAAUGCUUGAUUACUGACUAAAACUACUACUUAAUCACAUUUCAUG